This is a messenger RNA of Racocetra fulgida, 734 nucleotides long. NCBI's taxonomy places the organism in Eukaryota, Fungi, Glomeromycota, Glomeromycetes, Diversisporales, Gigasporaceae. The record is from the annotation of a GenBank genome assembly.
UUAAAAGCUAUAACUCAAAAGUUAAAAAAUUAAUUUUUAAUUCCAAUACAUUAUUGUUAGAACUCAUAGAAAAACUAACAGUUUGUAUUCAUGAAGAAGAUAAAAAAACGGAAUAUACUCUGUUUCAUGCAUCAGUUCUAAAAACUGCCUUAGUUGCUACAGCUAACACUAUACUUCCAAAUGUUUGUAGAAUAUUAUACAAAUACUUAACUGUGAAAAUCUUAAAAAUUCAAGAAGAUCAAAUUAAACAAUCACUUCAAUAUCAUGCAACAAUAAUAAUACCAAAUAAAAUGCAAAGAUAUCUUUUAGUAAUUGCACCAAAGUUUGAAAUCGAACAACCAAUGAUGAUAAAUAGAGAUGGCCAAGUUCUAUACCUUAAUGCUUUAACUCAAGGUUCUAUAUGUGAAGUACAAGAUAUAAAUAGUAAAACAAUAUAUGAACGUAAAUUAUAUAGAGAGGUAUGGGGUAAAGCAAGGGCAGCUUUAAUGGUAGCACCAUCCUUCGAUAAUGAAAGUGAUAUGUCUUCAAAUGACGAAGGUGAAGUAGACAGUGAAACAGUAGAAAAAAAUCUGAAUCCCAAAGAACUGAUGAAUCCUUAUAAGUGUAAAGGAAAAGAUCGGCCAAAAGGAACAGAUAGAAUACGACGUACAAAUAAGGCACCCAAAAAAGCAAAACGUAAAUUAUAUUGUAAAAUUUGUGGGGGUACUGGUUAUAACCGAGCAACUUGUUCAUAA